UAAGGAAGCAUGGAUAUUCUUGGGGAAGUAUAGAAAGUUAGAAACCUUUCCCUAUAGAAAAUUUAUUCACGUCAUUAUCUGUCAACAAUCUUAUUGGGAUGUCAACAAUAAAAGCAAAUGAUGGCGCCCCCUUUUGCAAUAGAUUUUGCUCUUCUGGUUGCUUGUCUGUCACAACAAUUUCAUAAGAAAAACUACCGCUUCGAUGGCUUAGAUCGUUUUCCUUCCUUUCUUUUCACGGGAUAGCUUUAGCUUUUCCAAUGGCUACCAAAGGGGAGGAGGCUGUUUGUUUUCAACAAAUGCACUUCAUGGAGACCUCCAGACCAUGGCUAAGUCUUUACGGGGUCAGGGUUCGACCUGGAAGUACAAUUAGCAACCCUGAUGUUGAUCCAGCAUUAAUACAUCGUUGUUUGCCAGAUGAAUUGCUUUUUGAGAUUUUUGCACGAAUGACCCCAUAUAGCUUGGGUAGGGCUGCUUGCGUCUGUAGAAAAUGGCGAUACACAAUUCGCAAUCCCAUAUUUUGGCGUGGUGCAUGUUUGAAAGCUUGGCAGAUGACUGGACCAGCAGAGAAUUGUAGACUCGUCCGGUUUAGCUAUGGGGGCUCAUGGAGGAAAAUGUGGCUUUUGAGACCUAGGCUUCGUUUUGAUGGUCUUUAUGUGAGCAGAAAUACUUACAUCCGAGCUGGAGUUGCUGAGUGGAAGGUUACUAAUCCUGUGCAUGUGGUGUGCUACUACCGGUACAUAAGGUUUUAUCCAUCAGGGAGGUUCCUGUACAAGAACUCAUCUCAGAGACUCAAAGAAGUGGCGAAGUACAUGAACUUCCGUGCGUCCAAUGCUGAGUGUGUUUUUAGUGGUCAUUACACUUUGACAAAUGACCAGGUUGAGGCUGCUAUAUUAUACCCAGGAUUGCGUCCUACUGUUUUGAGGAUCCGUCUAAGAUUGAGGGGAACAUGUGAUGGAGCAAACAAUCGGUUAGAUCUUCUUUCCCUUGUGACAAGUGGAAUAAAUGAUAGCGAGCUUAAUGAUAGUGAUGGAAAUAUGCUCGGUAUGGUAGAAGGGUGGCAAGAGGAUGAGACACACAAUCUUGAUGUGCCUGCAAUUUCGCAUAGGAGGGGUCUGACACCCUUUGUAUUCGUUCCAUUUGAAGAGGUUGAAACAUCUGUUCUGAAUCUACCAGUUGAUAAGAUGGACUAUUUUGUUCCAGGAUAGCGAUUUUCGUUGAAAUUAUUUACUCAUGGGCGAUGCCGUUGUAUAGUAAGAUGUCGUCUUGUAUAUCUUUUAUUUGUUGAGAUUGAAAUCUUUGGAGUCAUCAUGUUCCAUAUAUCCUUAGGACUCCAUUUUACCAUGUGUUAUUUAUUCCGGUUUGUAUUUGUUCUUGCCUAGUGUUCCCAGUUCCCUUGUUAUAUAGUUGACAGUUCGGUAAAUUUCAUUGCAAAUUUACUUGUAUUUAAACUAUGGUUGAGAACUCGACCAGUGUCAGGUAUCAGCAUUUGUGAUAGUUUCAAUCAGGUGUGAUUGCAAGAGGUCAAAAAGCUUCAAAUAAAGUUUGUAGUAAAUUCUGAGAAAUGUUAAAUAUGAAUGCGAUUGAGAUGUCUGUGCA
Messenger RNA from Amborella trichopoda, 1596 nucleotides. RefSeq names its product F-box protein 7 (gene FBP7). Gene Ontology annotation, molecular function: protein binding. The record is from RefSeq and is a predicted model, not a curated record. Gene Ontology annotation, biological process: SCF-dependent proteasomal ubiquitin-dependent protein catabolic process. Gene Ontology annotation, cellular component: cytoplasm; SCF ubiquitin ligase complex. Lineage: Eukaryota; Viridiplantae; Streptophyta; Magnoliopsida; Amborellales; Amborellaceae.